AUGGAACAACAGUUAAAGUCUUUACAACCGCAAACGGCUUCUACAAAAGAGGAAAUUGCUAAGUCCAAUUCAGUGGAGCUUCACAACACAGAAUUCUGGGAUAUUGGUGAUGCUUCAUUUGUAUGUUCAUUCUGUGGUGCAUAUUUUUGGUAUGAAGAACGAUUGGGCAAACCGUCUAAAGCAAAGAAACCCAAAUUUUCAAAAUGUUGUAUGAAUGGGAAGAUCGAGAUUCCUAAGCUUUUUCGUCCUCCAGAGGUCUUACAUGAUUUAAUGUCCUCUAAACAAUUAAAAAGUGUUCACUUUAUGAAAAAUAUUCGCUCCUAUAAUUCAAUGUUUGCCUUUACUUCGUUGGGUGGUAAAAUCGAUAAUAGCUUGAACACCGGUCGUGCGCCUCCCAUUUUCCGUUUGCAUGGCCAGAAUUACCACUUGAUUGGCAGUUUGUUGCCGUUAGAUGGUUGCUCGCCAAAAUUUGCCCAAUUGGAAAAGGAUGUUGCGAAUAAUCUUCAUCGCGAAAUAAUAUCAGAUAUUCAAAAGAUGCUGGACGAAAAUAAUGCGUUAGUAAAAACUUUUCGAAUGGCCAAAGAAAAACUUCAUGACGAAAAUAAUAAGAAUGUACAUUUGAGGUUGCUUGGUAAAAGAGGUAGAGAUGGAAGAACUUAUAAUCUUCCUUCUGUGUCUGAGGUUGCUGUUCUUAUUGUGGGAGAUUUAGAUGAAGCUUUUGGUGAUAGAGACAUUAUAAUAGAAUAUAAGUCUGGGAAAUUGCAGCGUAUAAAUGAGCUCCAUCCUUCUUAUCUUCCACUUCAAUAUCCUCUUUUAUUCCCAUAUGGUGAGGAUGGUUAUACAGAUGACAUUCCAUUUGCGAAAUCUACUGGACAUGAUUCUACAAGUCGUAGGAGUCGAAUUAGUCCAAAAGAAUAUUUUGCAUAUCGGUUACAUGAACGAGUAGAUGAGUGUUCUACCAUUCUUUUCUCACGGCGAUUAUUCCUACAAUUUGUUGUUGAUGCAUAUACUAUGAUUGAGGCAGGCCGCUUAAGAUUUGUACGUACCCAACAAAAAAAAUUACGUGCUGAGAUAUACAAGGGUUUGGCUGACGCAGUUUUGAGAGGAGAGACAGAUGGCUCAAAACAUGGAAAACGCAUUAUUUUGCCUUCCAGUUUUGUUGGUGGCGCUAGAUAUAUGAUUCAGAACUAUCAAGAUGCUAUGUCUAUAUGUAGAUGGUUGGGGUACCCAAGUUUAUUUAUUACUUUUACUUGUAACCCAAAGUGGCCAGAAAUUGUCAGAUUCGUUGACCCCAAAGGAUUGCGUCCAACUGAUCGGCCUGAUAUUAUAUGUCGGGUUUUUAAAAUCAAAUUGGAUAAUUUUAUUAGGGAUCUUAAGAGUAAGAGACUCAAUGUGGAUGUAAAAGGAGUUGUUUAUACCAUUGAAUUUCAAAAGCGUGGAUUACCUCAUGCACAUAUUUUACUUUUCAUAGGCAAAGAGGAUAAACAACUUGAUUCUGGGCGUAUUGAUGAGAUCAUUUCUGCUGAAAUACCUGAUGCCCAAGAUGAUCCAUACUAUUAUGCGAAUGUCAGAGAAUUUAUGGUUCAUGGUCCUUGUGGUAUUGUUAGAAAAUCAUCUCCGUGUAUGGCUAACGGAAGAUGUACGAAAUACUUCCCUAAGAGGUAUAUUGCAGAAACCAAUUUUGAUGAUGAUGGUUAUCCUAUUUACAGGCGUAGAGAUAAUGGUCGUGUUAUUUUGAAGGAUGGGGUGCCUUUAGAUAAUCGAUUUGUAGUUCCACACAAUCGGUUUCUCCUUAUGAAGUAUGGAGGUCAUAUUAAUGUUGAAUGGUGCAAUCAAUCGCGAUCAAUCAAGUAUUUGUUUAAGUACAUAAACAAGGGUUAUGAUCGCGUGACAACAUCUUUUUUUGAAACUGGUUCUAAUGGUGUGGAAAACAUUGUGGAUGAGGUUAGUUUGUUUUAUGAUUGUAGAUACAUAUCGUCCUGUGAAGCCGCUUGGAGAAUAUUUGGAUAUGACAUUCAAUAUAAGGAUCCGGCUGUUGAAAGAUUGAGUUUUCAUCUACCAGAUGAACACUAUGUGGUUUUUGAAGAUUCUGAGCCAUUGGAACGUGUCGUGAAUCGCAAUUCAGUUCGUGAAAGCCAAUUUUUAGCUUGGAUGGAAGUUCGUGGUGCUACAUCUUAUGAAGAUAUUAAGUGUGUUAAUGGUAUUCAAUAUGCUACAUUUCGAGAUGCUUGCUAUGCAUUGGGGUUGUUGGACGAUGAUAAAGAAUACAUUGAUGGCAUUACCGAGGCUUCUUUUUGGGCUUCAGCUCAUUCAAUACGAUUGUUGUUUGUAAGUUUGUUACUAUCAGAAACCAUUGCACGGCCAGAUAUUGUGUGGACAAGCUGUUGGAAAUAUUUAUGCGAAGAUGUUGUCCAUAAACAACGCAAAAUCUUACAUCAUCCAGAUUUGUUGUUGGGGGACGAUGAGAUUCAAAAUUUGGGAUUGCUUGAGAUUGAGAAAUUGUUAGUUAACGGUGGAAGAACUUUGCAUGAAUUCCAUUCGAUGCCAUAUCCAAGGACACAAUCGUUGGCAAGUUCUAUUAAUAGAUUGAUUACUGAUGAGCUAUGUUAUGACCGGGAAGCCUUGGCAAGAGAGCAUGUAAUCUUUGUCUCGAAGUUCACUGAUGAACAACACCAAGUGUAUGAUACGAUAAUGUCUGCUGUCAAUUCUAAUCACGGUGGACUAUUUUUUGUUUAUGGGUAUGGAGGUACGGGAAAAACUUUCAUUUGGAAGACAUUGUCAGCGGCUAUUCGUUCAAAAGGUGAUAUUGUUUUGAACGUGGCUUCCAGUGGUAUUGCUUCGCUAUUGUUACCUGGUGGGAGAACAGCUCAUUCUCGGUUUAAGAUUCCUAUCAAUCCUAAUGAAGAUUCAAUCUGCAAUAUAAAACAAGGUAGUGCAUUAGCUGAGUUGAUUGUGAGAGCAAAACUUAUUAUAUGGGACGAAGCUCCUAUGGUUCACAAACACUGUGUGGAAGCUGUUGAUCGGAGUUUGCGUGACAUUAUGAGCGCAUGCAAUGAGUUGAGCAUGGAGAUGCCAUUUGGUGGGAAAACUGUUGUUUUGGGGGGUGAUUUUAGACAGAUUUUACCAGUUGUGCCUAAAGGUAGCCGACAAGAUAUUGUGAACGCUACUAUUAACUCAUCAUAUCUUUGGAGUAGUUGCAAAGUUUUGAGGUUGACUAAAAAUAUGCGAGUUCUUGGUAUUAAAUCUGGCGAGGAAGCAUCGAAAUUGAAGGCAUUUUCUGAGUGGAUAGCAUCUAUUGGAGAUGGAGUUAUUGGUGGUCCAAAUGAUGGUGAAGUCAGUGUCGAUCUUCCUACUGAUAUUGUAUUGCCCGAUAGUGGAGAUCCUCUACAGAACGGCCGUGUUUAUUUGAGCUCGGAUAGCAUAGCUAAGUCUGAUCAAAGUUCUAAUGGUUUCGCGGAGAUACAUUCGGUAGAAUUUUUGAAUAAUCUUAAGUGCUCUGGUACACCAAAUCAUGAGUUGCUGUUGAAGGUUGGUACGCCUGUUAUGCUAUUAAGAAACAUAGAUCAUGCUAACGGAUUGUGUAAUGGGACACGACUGAUCAUUACGCGUUUAGGUGAUCAUGUUUUAGAAGCUAAAGUCUUGAGUGCUAAUAAUCAAGGCCACAAGGUGUUGAUUCCUCGGAUGUCAUUAACACCUUCUGAUCCUAGGUUGCCUUUCAAGUUUCAACGUCGACAAUUUCCUUUGUCAGUUUCGUAUGCUAUGACAAUUAACAAGAGCCAAGGUCAGUCUCUUGCGCAUGUGGGAUUAUUUUUAAAAAGACCUGUCUUUAGCCACGGCCAAUUGUAUGUUGCUGUGUCUAGAGUCACGAGUCGUGAGGGAUUGAAAAUUUUGGUUUGUAAUGAUGAAGUAUCUGGGUCUAUGUAUUCUACUGUUAAUGUUGUUUACAAGGAAGUUUUCCAAAACUUAUGA
Messenger RNA from Salvia splendens (bonfire salvia), 3969 nucleotides. RefSeq lists its product as uncharacterized. Bases 1 to 3969 code for a protein of 1322 amino acids. Gene Ontology annotation, biological process: DNA repair; telomere maintenance. The transcript is spliced from 7 exons. The record is from RefSeq and is a predicted model, not a curated record. Gene Ontology annotation, molecular function: DNA helicase activity. Lineage: Eukaryota; Viridiplantae; Streptophyta; Magnoliopsida; Lamiales; Lamiaceae.